Molecule: messenger RNA, 1671 nt
Organism: Gastrolobium bilobum
Lineage: Eukaryota; Viridiplantae; Streptophyta; Magnoliopsida; Fabales; Fabaceae
Product: serine/threonine-protein phosphatase PP1
Exons: 4
Coding region: 367-1332 (321 amino acids)
Cellular component (GO): nucleus; cytoplasm
Molecular function (GO): protein serine/threonine phosphatase activity
Source: RefSeq, a predicted model, not a curated record
AUGAAUAUGUAUUUGUCUUUGUCAACAACUAGGCUAGGGUUCCCAGUGGGCACUCCCCUCCUCAAAAUCAAAGGAGUACAAACAAGACUUGAUUCCUCUAUAAACUCCGUUUGUCACUUGCGAUUUACGAGCGGGAAACGGCGGCCAUAGCAAUACUUGCUAGUCGUUUUCUUUCCCCCUUUCUUUCCGUUUCGCGUUUUGGAUUAGACCCUCUCUCUCUCUCUCUCCCUCUCUCUCCCAUUCUCUCUCUCUCUCUCUCUCUCUCUGUGUCGUUCACUGCUUUAUCUUAAAGGCAAAGCGAAAACCGUUCUCUCUCUGAGACUGAGAAUCGGAUCCUGUGGUUGGUAUUUUGAAUUUCUCCGCGAGAUGGACGAGACCUUGCUCGACGAUAUCAUCCGGAGGCUUGUUUCGGCGAAGAACGGUAGAACCACAAAGCAGGUGCAGCUUACGGAGUCCGAAAUCAAACAGCUCUGUGCUUCCUCCAAAGAGAUCUUUCUCAGUCAGCCCAAUCUUCUCGAGCUCGAAGCUCCUAUCAAGAUUUGUGGAGAUGUUCAUGGCCAGUUUUCAGAUCUUUUAAGGUUGUUUGAAUAUGGAGGAUACCCACCUGAAGCUAAUUAUUUAUUUCUUGGUGAUUAUGUUGAUCGUGGUAAGCAGAGCAUAGAGACAAUAUGCCUACUCCUUGCGUACAAGAUCAAAUACAAGGAGAACUUCUUUCUUCUCAGGGGCAACCAUGAAUGUGCCUCCAUCAAUCGUAUAUAUGGUUUCUAUGAUGAGUGCAAGAGGAGGUUUAAUGUUCGGCUCUGGAAGACAUUUACCGAUUGCUUUAAUUGUCUACCAGUGGCUGCUCUGAUAGAUGAGAAGAUCCUUUGCAUGCAUGGUGGACUGUCUCCUGAUCUUAAAAACUUGGAUCAGAUAAGGAAUAUAGCUCGCCCUAUCGAUGUGCCAGAUCAUGGCCUUCUCUGUGACCUGCUAUGGUCUGAUCCUGAUAAAGAUCUUGAUGGGUGGGGAGAAAAUGACCGAGGAGUGUCAUUUACAUUUGGGGCUGACAAGGUUGUUGAAUUUCUUGAACAACAUGAUCUCGAUCUGAUUUGCAGAGCUCAUCAGGUCGUAGAAGAUGGAUAUGAGUUUUUCGCAAAGCGUCAGCUGGUGACAAUAUUCUCUGCACCAAAUUACUGUGGCGAAUUUGAUAAUGCUGGUGCUAUGAUGAGUGUGGAUGACACCUUGACAUGCUCUUUCCAGAUACUUAAAUCUUCUGAUAAGAAAGGCAAAGUUGGAUUUGGCAGCAACACAUCUAGACCGGGAACUCCACCCCAUAAGGGUGGGAAGGUUUAAUUAACAUACCCGACCUAUAUAACUAUGUGGUCUGUGAGCUGGAUGGAGGCUUUCAUUCUCAUUCUCCAUAUUAGGUCAAAGGCUUAUCAUUCUGCUGCCUGGCAUGUUUCUCAAGAUAUAAUGCCAUGGCGCUUUCAUUGGCAACGAUUACUAAAGACAGUGUAACAAGGGACAAGGCACUUUUUAUCGUGCGACUUCGAUUGACCCCCUUCCCCUUGUUUUUUACUUUCUUCUUUCUAAUAGUUUUUUUUUUUUUUUUUUUUUUUUUCUUUUCUCCUUUUUUUUCUUAAUGAACAAUGGAAAUUUAAACUUAUCAAGGGGAAAUCCUGAAUUUCUAUU